Messenger RNA from Plasmodium reichenowi, 734 nucleotides. RefSeq names its product transcription factor with AP2 domain(s). The record is from RefSeq and is a predicted model, not a curated record. NCBI's taxonomy places the organism in Eukaryota, Apicomplexa, Aconoidasida, Haemosporida, Plasmodiidae. The annotation marks the transcript as partial. The transcript has a single exon.
GGGGAGAUAAUAAAUCUAUAUGCAGUCAGUAUAAGAAUGAAAUAAAUAACAAAAGCCCAUGUUGCAAUGUUUUAAUUAAUAGAGAAAUGAAUAAUAAUACUAAUAUUAAUAAUAAUAAUAAUAUAUGUAACAUGGACAAUAAUAAUAAUAUAUGUAACAUGAACAAUAAUAAUAAUAUAUGUAACAUGAACAAUAAUAAUAAUAUGUGUAACAUGAACAAUAAUAAUAAUAUGUGUAACAUGAACAAUAAUAAUAAUAUAUGUAACAUGAACAAUAAUAAUAAUAUAUGUGAUAUGAAUAUUAAUCAUAAUUGUUGUCAAAAAAAUUCCUCGUUGUGCACAUCUCCAGCCUCCUUACUUUCCUUAUAUUAUUUAUCAGAACAUAUUCUACAAUUUCAAAAAGGAACCAUAAAAUAUAUACUACAAGAUUUAAGAGAUAACUGUCUUUCCAACUUAGCUUAUGAAUUACAGAAUAUAACAUUCCAAGAAUAUUACAUGGCAAUUCAUUAUUUGAAUAGAUAUAUAGACGAAUCGAAAUGUUAUGAUGAUAUUUUUUUCCUCUUGAAAGUAUUAGCAAAAAACAUAGAAAUUAAAAAAAUACCAAGUGCAUAUAACGAAGAACAACAAAAAGAAUUCUUGAAUUCACUAACAAUUAUUAGCAAGCAAAUUAAACAUAAACGUUCACAUGAAAUAUCAUCUAAUAACAUGAAUAAUCAUAGUGUGGACGAUGAAUAA